ACGAAUUCCUCGUCCGUCCUUGAAAAAAUCCCUUGCCACCUUGGUAUAAAAAGGAAGAAAGGCUCUCGCAAACGACUUAUUUCAACAGGAGACCACCACAGGCAAACGUCUAUCUUGAGCGAACAGUGGGUUAUAUCCUUAGGCGCCUUUCUACCUCAGUUUGCCGAAACAAUGAUCAAAUUUGCAAUCAUCGCCCUCGCAGCUUCUCAAGUGUUGGGCCAAGGAGGCAAAGAUCAAAUACCGAUAUGCAGCGUCAAGGAUAAAGAGCUGUCGAAAUGUCUUCUGGCAGCCUUCAGGCGAGUCCAUCCGUACCUGGUCAAAGGAAUUCCAAAACUCGGAGUCUUUCCAAUCGACCCGUUACAUAUUGACCUUCUUGACCUUUCAAACGCACCCGGUAAAACGUUGAACGUUCGUCAUAAAUUUAUGGACGUGGACAUCGAAGGUUUAGCUUCAGCCGAUAUCAUGAGAGCAAGGUAUGACAUUAAGAAACAGGAGGUUGAUAUAGACGCCACUAUGAAGAAGCCUUUCAUCCUGAGAGGAAAGUACCAGUCUAUCGGAAAAGUCCUUUCCCUUCCAAUAAGAGGAAGCGGCCGAUUCAACAUAACUUUGCACAACCUGAAAUCCGUGUUGAAAAUGAAAGGACAUGAGGUCAUGAAGAAUGGGAAGAAAUACGCCCAUGUUGACGUGGUCACGUUCCCAUUUCAAGUUGACAAAAUGGAACUGUAUUUUGAAGACCUUUUCAAAGGAAACAAGCAAAUAAGUGAUACCUUGAACAACAUCUUAAAUGAGAACUGGAUGCCAAUUUUGGAUGACAUGAAGGAAUCAUUUGAAGAGGCGAUUGGUUCUGCUUUCCAACAGAUAUCGAAUAGAGCAUUAUCAAAAGUCCCGUUGAACGAAUUGCUCAAAGAUGUUUAAUUUAUUUAGAUUAUUUAAUUUCCAACAUCAUGUGUACAUAGAUCAUUUUGUAUAUUCUUUGUAUUUAUUUAAAUAAACUGAAUUGUCAUAAUUGUAA
Cimex lectularius (bed bug) is the source of this 1012-nucleotide messenger RNA. RefSeq names its product protein takeout-like. The transcript is spliced from 7 exons. The record is from RefSeq and is a predicted model, not a curated record. Lineage: Eukaryota; Metazoa; Arthropoda; Insecta; Hemiptera; Cimicidae. Bases 172 to 915 code for a protein of 247 amino acids.